UAACAAAAACACACAAAACCUCUUCUUCCCUUCCCUGAAAUGUAUCAGCAUGGCAUCCUCAAGUUUCUCACAGGCUUUCGAUUUUUUGGCUGAGGUUGAGUUUGACAAACUACACAGCUAUGUUGAUGAUUAUCUUUCCAAACAGGAACUCUCUGCAUCCGAUGUUUUGAGAGAUGAAAUGGUUUCCCUCAAUGAUGUUUUGAAAAUGAUCAAGAAAAAUAUCGAGAAAGAUAGAUCCCAGCAACAGAUGAUGAUGUUUUGGAUGGGGGAUGAUGAUGAUGAUGAUGAUGAUGAUGAUGAUGAUGAUGUGUUGUUUAACACCCAACACGUUCCAACGAGCUCUCACAAAGUCAGCGAUGUUGUCUAUAAGAUUCAAGACUUGUUAGAUGAGUUGGAGUACACAGAGUUACUUGAAACUGUUCCAAGUCCAUCUGGUAGAAGAAGAAAACGUCCCCAAGAUUCCAGUUUGAUUGAUCAAAUAAGAAACAUUGCACAACACCUCAUCCAAGGUUGUCUGAAUCGUAGGGUUAGACAACCAAAGAUGAUGAAGAAAGAUAGUGAAGUUGGAAAGCAGCAACAUAUGACCCCCAAUAAACCUGUGAUGACAGUGUCAACAAAUGCUGGAAAAAUCUAUGGCCGAGACAGGGAGAUAGAGAAAUUAACAAAGAUGUUGAGGCAGUUGAGUAUCAGUGGACAGAUUUCAGUUUACCCAGUGAUUGGAACAGGUGAAGUUGGCAAGACUACCCUAGUUCAGUGUGUAUUCAACAGUCAAGAUGUCGCUAAUCACUUCCAUGAAAAAGCAUGGAUCUGUGUCUCUGAAAAUUUUGAUAGGCUGAGGAUCACAAGAGAGAUUCUAGAGUCAUUUUCCACAUACAGAGGUUCCAGAUUUUCACAUUACGCAAAUUUGGAAUUAUUGGAGCGAAUGCUUGAAGUGAAUUUAGCAUCAAAGAAGUUCCUUUUGGUGCUCGAUGAUGUUUGUUCAAGUGAAUGGAUGGAACUCUUGUUAUUUCUAGAAUCUACUGAGAUUGAUUGUGUUAAAAUCAUUGUUAUAGCCAGGGAUCAAAAGUUAUUGAAGGGAAUGGGCAAGAGAUAUGAAACAAUUCUUAAAGGUCUCAAGGAAGAUGACUGUUGGUGGAUCCUUAUGAAUGAUGAUGAUCAUCCUCAAAAGUACUCCGAUGAACUGCAGACGAUGGGCAGGGAGAUUGCAAUGACAUUGAAAGGAUCACCUUUAGCAGCAAAUAUGGUAGGAAAAAUAUUAAGACAAGACCGGAGUGAGAAGCACUGGAAAAAUGUCUGGGACAGAAAUCUGAGGGAUUCAAAAUUUUAUUAUCCAGAUGGCAUUAUGCCAGCACUAACGGUUUGGUUCAGUCUUCUUUCCUCUCAUCUUCAAUUAUGCUUUGUUUUCUGUUCAGUUUUCCCUAAGGGUUAUCAGUUUGAUGUGACUGAAUUAGUCUACAUGUGGUUAGCACAUGGUUAUUUGCCUCGAGCUGAGAAUACUUCAAAGACAGCUGAGGAGGUGGGAUGUGAAUGCUUUAAUGAACUAUUGGCUAUGUCUAUCUUCACACCUCAUCCCUGUUUGCCAUCCUACAUCAUCCAUAAUCAAUUGCAUGAUCUGGCACAUUUUGUUUCUUCAAAUGAAUGUUAUAUAUAUGAAGGUCAAUCACGAAAAAAAAUUCCCAAGAAUGUUCACCACUUGUGUGUGCGAGGCCAGCUCGAACUUAGCGGUGUAUAUGAGAUUAAAAUCUUGCGUACACUUGUGUUAUAUAAAUCAGAAUUAGAUGUACUUGUGCUUGAAGCAGUGAAAAACAUCCGUGUAUUGAUUAUAGUUGAUUAUGAUGUCCAAGAAUUUCCAAAUGUUGUUCACCAACUGAAGCACUUGCGCUACCUUGAUUUACGCCAAACAAGCAUCAAGUCAUGGCCUGAAUCAUUUCCUGAACUUCACCACCUGAAAGUAUUGAGAUUACCAGACACGGAUAUAUUUCUCCACUCUUCUAGCAACCACACUGGUCUUCCAUUUUCCAGAGUAAACCAUGGAAUUGUGCCUGAUUUCAUCAUGCAUUAUGACCUAAAAUGUCCUGUGAAUGAAGAUGUUGGCCAAUGGAUGCACCAACUGAAUGACAUGAGGGAACUAAGAGGAAUCGUUACCAUCAGAUCCCUUGAGAACAUCAAGAAAAUUGAAGAUGUGAGCAAUAUUGCUAAAUUGAAAGAAAGAGAUCAAGUUGAGUGUUUGCUCUUGGUUUGGUCGAAUUCUGGUUCAGGUUGUGAUUCUGAAGUUGCAUUGCAAGUACUUGAAGCUCUCCAACCUCAUCACUCUCUGAAGUAUCUCUACAUUGAUGGAUACAAUGGCUUCCAAUCUCCAAGUUGGCUUUCAACACUUGAAUUACAGAAUCUACAUGAGAUUAAGUUGUGUUCUUGUGAAAACUUAUCAAGGCUACCACAAAUUGGACAACUCCUGUUCCUCAAGUAUCUGUAUUUGAGUGGCAUGGACCAUGUUUUAAUUGAGGGCAGUGACAACAUACAGGUGGUGUUUCCAUCCUUAGAGAAGCUGGAAUUGGAGAGAGUUUCAGUGUCAUUUGAGGGAAUGUCAUUGUCCGAAGCAACAAUGCAAGACCGCAGUUUUUUUCCUCGGCUUCGUUAUCUCCGUAUUUCAAAAUGCAGUAGUCUGAAUGGAUUUCCGUGGUCCAUGCUUUCAUCACUGAAGCGGCUCCGAAUAAUUUCUAGUCCUAGACUCAAUGGACAACUGCCAUGCAUCUCUGGCCUCACCUCUCUUAGAUAUUUGGAUAUAACAACAGACUCAAAAAGAUGAUUCGGUCUUGAUACUUCAUCGGAUUUGUUGGAGCUUCACAUUGAUGACUGGAUUCUGGUUAACCUCUUGGGUUAUAUCUAUCAUCGUUUGUUCUGUUAUUUUCAUGUUAUCAUUUUUUAACUUGUGUAUGUUUACUUAGUAUGCUUCCAUUGGACAUGUUGUUUUCUGUUGUUGAUGCUACUACCGUGGACCUGCUAUGUGAUUUCAUAUCAAAAGUUCAUUAUGUUCA
Messenger RNA from Dioscorea cayenensis subsp. rotundata (Guinea yam), 3035 nucleotides. Its product is annotated as putative disease resistance protein RGA1. Gene Ontology annotation, molecular function: ADP binding. Gene Ontology annotation, biological process: defense response to other organism. Lineage: Eukaryota; Viridiplantae; Streptophyta; Magnoliopsida; Dioscoreales; Dioscoreaceae. The record is from RefSeq and is a predicted model, not a curated record. The coding region runs from base 50 to 2806 and encodes 918 amino acids. The transcript has 3 exons.